GAAAGUGUUGUAAUUUCACCAGCUGGACUUUCCAACGGGAAAGAAGAACGGUCUACGGUAAAGCGGUCAGACACAAGACUGAGCAGCUCUAAAGUUGGAAAAGAUCAUUCAGGUCAAGAGUAUCACUUAUGGACGCAGUGGUCCGUCGAUGCCCUUUCCUUACCGUUGUGCCCAGUGUUUUCCUGCAGCUGGCUGGAAACUCAUCGCUGGUGAGCUAUGCCCAAAAGUGCCCUGUGAUGAUGGACCUGGCCUCCAGACCCCUGGCCAGAGCUCUGUCUUCUUCAACUUCUGUGUCCAAAGGCACUUCAACAAAUGAUGAUCAAAAGCAUGAAGUCAAGUUGCCUCCAGGACACACUAUGCCGCCUGCUGGCCAGACUGUAGGCUCUAAAUGCCCUUUCCUGGCUGCAGAGAUGGUGCAGAAAAACAACAGCGUAGUAAGAGAGGCCAGCAUGGAGCUGCAGGAGGACGUUCAAGAGAGACACUCUUUCCGCACAGGGAAAACUGGUGUGGAUUUAUCAGUUUUCGAUCUUAUCGAGGCAGACAAGGCCAACACCGGGGCACCGAAAAGCCUUUUUAAACCAACAUCUUCCAAAGUGUCUCACCUAUUAAAGGAUAAUCUACCUGAAGUUGUCACCUUCCAGUAUGAAAAGUUUUUUGAAAAGAGGAUUGAAAGCAAGAAGACAGAUCACACAUACAGGGUUUUUAAGACAGUGAACAGGCGUGCCUCCUCGUUCCCAAUGGCAGAUGACUACUCGGAGUCUUUUCAUGCAAAGAGAAACGUGUCCGUGUGGUGCAGCAAUGACUACCUGGGCAUGAGCCGUCACCCCAGAGUCACACAGGCUAUCAUUGAAACGGUACGAAAGCAUGGUGCUGGUGCAGGUGGCACUCGAAACAUUUCAGGGACAAGCAAAUUCCACGUGGAACUUGAGCAGGAGCUGGCUGACCUGCACAGCAAGGAUGCUGCGCUGCUGUUCACUUCCUGCUUUGUAGCCAAUGACUCCACAUUGUUUACUCUGGCAAAAAUGCUACCAGGUUGUGAAAUCUACUCUGAUGCUGGCAACCAUGCCUCGAUGAUUCAGGGUAUAAGAAACAGUGGAGUUAGCAAAUUUAUUUUCCGACACAAUGACGUCAGCCACUUACAAGAACUUCUUGAGAAGUCUGACCCAUCAACUCCAAAGAUCGUUGCCUUUGAGACAGUGCAUUCAAUGGACGGGGCUGUGUGCCCACUAGAAGAAAUGUGUGACAUCGCCCACAAGUUUGGUGCUCUUACCUUUGUGGAUGAAGUGCACGCUGUGGGUUUAUAUGGGACCAGAGGAGGAGGGAUCGGGGACAGAGACAGAGUCAUGCAAAAGAUGGACAUCAUCUCCGGUACCCUUGGCAAGGCAUUCGGCUGUGUCGGUGGUUACAUAGCCAGCACUAGUGCCCUGGUGGACACGGUACGCUCCUACGCUGCAGGCUUCAUCUUCACCACUUCCCUGCCCCCCAUGCUGCUCGCAGGGGCAAAAGAAUCCAUCAAGAUCCUGAAAAGCGAAGAAGGCCAGAUGUUGAGGAGGAAACAUCAGAGGAGCGUCAAGCUGCUCCGACAGAUGCUGAUGGACUCUGGCCUUCCGGUGGUCCACUGCCCGAGUCACAUUAUUCCUGUCCGGGUUGCGGAUCCAGAGAAGAACACUGAGAUCUGUGACAUCAUGAUGUCUCGUUACAACAUCUACGUCCAGGCAAUCAACUACCCGACUGUGGCUAAAGGAGAGGAGCUGCUGCGCAUCGCCCCCACACCACACCACACUCCACAGAUGAUGUACUACUUUGUUGACCGACUGGUGAAUGCAUGGAUGGAGGUGGGCUUGGAGCUGAGGCCGCACUCCUCAGCAGUGGAGUGUAACUUCUGCCAGCAGCCUCUUCACUUCGAGCUGAUGAGCGAGAGAGAGAAGUCCUACUUCACAGGCCUCAGUCACAUGAUAUCAGCAGUGGCUUGAUAUCGAGUAAAACACUAAACCCUGGUUCUAUUCAAGCUAUUUAUUUUAUUUACAUUAAAUAUAUCACGGCAUAUAAAAUGUUCUGUAUCACCAAUAAAUUUGUGGGUAAACUGUUAAUUUACUCUUUUGUUUACAUUUUUAAACACUGACUAUGAUUUAUACAUCAGUGGUUGGGAAUACAGCCACAUGUGUAACAUUCAGGGAUCACAGGCGGCUGUAUUUAUGAAUCAACCAGCUGGUCAGUCAGCAGUUAGCUAAAAAUAAUUCCAAAAGGCUGUUGGGCUAUUUAUUUAUAAAUACAUAUAUUUGUAAUAUUCGUCACAUGCAUCAUUAGUAAGGUGGGUAAGAUACCUCACAAAAAGAUACAUAACAGUGGACUGAGGCUUUUUAUACAGGUCGAGGUUUCAGAGUAUCUAAAGGUUAAAUUAACUUUUUUUUUUAAAACUUAUUGGUUGUUAAAGUGGUGUAUUUAUAGUGACCAUCAACGUAGACAUCAUGUAUUGUCAUUUAUUUUUUUUAAUGUGUCCUUGCUGGAAAAUAAAUCCUCUCAUGGAAUAGUAAAGCUCUGACCUGGACUGAAAGCUCUCAUAAAAACGUACCCUCUCACAUGUAAUAUCAUACUAAAUGUAUGUAUUGAUUUUCUGCAGAUGUCCAUAUUAUGUGUUGCAUAAUAUCAGGUCUAAUCUGAAUAAUCUAUCUGAACAUUUCAUGCUAGAAUAAUCUUCAAGUAUGAAGCGACUGAGAUAACAGAUGGGACAAAUUUCACACACUCUCUUGUACCCAGUUACACAGGAAACAUAGUAUCUCAGAUCAUUAAUAUGGUGCAACCACGUCUUUGUGGGCUCAUACGGUUUUAUCCUUAUACGUUUAUGAUAACACACAGGAUAUUUGAUGCACUUACUAUAUGUGAACUAUUUCAUUGCGUGCAAUGCUCCUGGCAAAAAAAGAUCAUCUGUCAUAUCUGUCAUAACAUGUUGUGGAAUGUGACAUUGCAUCCCACUGUAGAUACAACCCUCAAAAGUCAAUUACAAGAUGAUGGAGCAGCUUGUGGCUUAGGGUGUUGUAUGAUUCUUGUCAUGUAGUUUUACAAAUUUUGCAA
Molecule: messenger RNA, 3072 nt
Organism: Seriola dumerili (greater amberjack)
Lineage: Eukaryota; Metazoa; Chordata; Actinopteri; Carangiformes; Carangidae
Product: 5-aminolevulinate synthase, nonspecific, mitochondrial-like
Exons: 11
Coding region: 129-1973 (614 amino acids)
Biological process (GO): hemoglobin biosynthetic process; erythrocyte development; heme biosynthetic process
Cellular component (GO): mitochondrial matrix; mitochondrion
Molecular function (GO): 5-aminolevulinate synthase activity; pyridoxal phosphate binding
Source: RefSeq, a predicted model, not a curated record